Poecilia latipinna (sailfin molly) is the source of this 7435-nucleotide messenger RNA. RefSeq names its product ATPase plasma membrane Ca2+ transporting 3b (gene atp2b3b). The coding region runs from base 1 to 3858 and encodes 1285 amino acids. The record is from RefSeq and is a predicted model, not a curated record. The transcript is spliced from 25 exons. Lineage: Eukaryota; Metazoa; Chordata; Actinopteri; Cyprinodontiformes; Poeciliidae. Gene Ontology annotation, biological process: calcium ion transmembrane transport; regulation of cytosolic calcium ion concentration. Gene Ontology annotation, cellular component: intracellular membrane-bounded organelle; plasma membrane. Gene Ontology annotation, molecular function: ATP hydrolysis activity; ATP binding; PDZ domain binding.
AUGUCAACAACAGCAACAAUGGGGGAAAUGGCAAACAGCGCUGUGGAGUUUUAUCCCAAAGGGACUCGAGGCAGGGGCGGAGGAGGAGGAAGGGCAGAUGGCAGCCUCACAGGGGGAGACUUUGGGGUCACGGUGAAGGAGCUGAGGGAGCUGAUGGAGCUGAGAGGAACUGAUGCCCUACAGAAGAUCCAGGAUGGCUACGGAGACACAGAGGGCCUCUGCCAAAGACUACAGUCCAGCACCACUGAUGGUCUCAGCGGCGACCCGGCAGACUUGGAACGUCGAUAUCAAACUUUCGGCCGGAAUUUCAUUCCCCCGAAGAAGCCCAAGACAUUCCUGGAACUAGUGUGGGAGGCUCUACAAGAUGUCACCCUCAUCAUCUUGGAGGCUGCCGCCAUCAUUUCACUCGGCCUCUCUUUCUACCAGCCGCCUGGGCAGGAAAGUGAACUGUGCGGGGAAGUGAGUGGCGGAGCGGAGGAUGAAGGGGAGGCUGACGCAGGCUGGAUCGAGGGCGCUGCCAUCUUGCUUUCUGUUGUGUGCGUUGUCCUGGUGACGGCGUUUAAUGACUGGUCCAAAGAAAAACAGUUCCGGGGUCUGCAGAGUCGGAUCGAGCAGGAGCAGAGGUUUGCGGUGGUUCGGAAAGGAAACGUCAUCCAAAUUCCCGUGGCUGACAUGGUGGUGGGGGACAUGGCUCAGGUCAAAUACGGUGACCUACUUCCAGCUGACGGUAUCUUGGUCCAAGGCAAUGAUCUGAAGAUAGACGAGAGCUCCCUGACAGGAGAGUCUGACCACGUACGCAAAUCUGUAGACAAGGACCCCAUGCUGCUCUCAGGAACCCAUGUGAUGGAGGGCUCAGGUAGGAUGCUGGUGACAGCCGUAGGUGUCAACUCCCAGACGGGCAUCAUCUUCACCCUCCUUGGUGCAGGAGACAUGGAGGAGGAUGGAAAAGAAAAGAAAGAGGACAGUACUCAGUUGCUCAUCUCUGCAGAUGCCACUAACAGCACAGUCACCAAUGGAAAACAAGCUGAUGGAGCUGUGGAGAACAAUCAGAAUAAAGCCAAGAAGCAGGAUGGGGGCGUUGCUAUGGAGAUGCAGCCCUUAAAGAGUGCAGAGGGAGGAGAAGUGGAGGACAGAGAGAAGAAGAAGACCAGUGUCCCAAAGAAAGAGAAGAGCGUGUUGCAGGGAAAGCUCACCAAACUGGCUGUGCAAAUCGGCAAAGCAGGUUUGGUGAUGUCAGCCAUCACUGUCAUCAUUCUGGUGCUGUACUUUGUCAUAAACACAUUUGUCGUUAAAGGUCAUACAUGGCUACCAGAAUGCACUCCGAUAUACAUCCAAUAUUUUGUCAAGUUUUUCAUAAUUGGCGUCACUGUGCUGGUGGUGGCUGUCCCAGAAGGCUUACCUCUUGCUGUCACUAUUUCUCUGGCCUAUUCUGUGAAGAAAAUGAUGAAGGACAACAACCUUGUACGGCAUCUGGAUGCAUGUGAGACCAUGGGGAAUGCCACGGCCAUCUGCUCCGACAAGACCGGCACGCUCACCACCAACCGGAUGACUGUAGUGCAGACUUACAUAGGUGAUGUGCACCAUCGUGUGAUCCCAGACCCUGGGCUGAUCAAUCCUCGGACACUGGAUCUGCUAGUCAAUGCAAUCGCCAUCAACAGCGCCUACACCUCCAAGAUCUUACCUCCGGACGUGGAGGGGGGUCUAGCCAAGCAGGUGGGCAACAAAACAGAGUGCGGCCUGCUGGGAUUUGUCUUAGACCUUCAGCGGGACUACACCCCUGUAAGAGAGCAGAUCCCCGAGGAGAAACUCUACAAGGUUUACACAUUCAACUCAGUGCGUAAAUCUAUGAGUACGGUGAUCAAACUGCCUGAUGGUACCUUCCGCCUUUACAGCAAAGGAGCCUCUGAGAUCAUGUUGAAAAAGUGUUCCUACAUCCUGGAUGCCAACGGAGAACCUCGAAGUUUUCGUCCACGCGACAGAGAUGAGAUGGUCAAACAGGUAAUUGAACCAAUGGCCUGUGAGGGCUUGAGGACCAUCUGCAUCGCCUACCGUGAUCUGCUGCCAAAUCCGGAGCCGGAAUGGGACAACGAGGCGGAAAUUGUGACAGAGCUGACCUGCAUCACUGUGGUUGGAAUAGAGGACCCUGUGCGGCCCGAGGUGCCGGAAGCCAUCCGGAAGUGUCAGCGCGCGGGCAUCACAGUGCGGAUGGUAACUGGUGACAACAUUAAUACAGCGAGGGCCAUUGCUGCCAAGUGCGGCAUCAUACACCCCGGAGACGAUUUCAUCUGUCUGGAGGGAAAAGAGUUUAACCGGCGAAUCAGGAACGAGAAGGGGGAGAUUGAACAGGAACGUAUAGAUAAAAUCUGGCCCAAGCUGCGCGUGCUGGCUCGGUCCUCGCCGACAGACAAGCACACGCUGGUUAAAGGCAUCAUUGACAGCACCGUCGUGGAACAGAGGCAGGUUGUCGCGGUAACAGGAGACGGGACUAAUGACGGACCAGCUUUGAAGAAGGCUGAUGUGGGCUUUGCCAUGGGUAUCGCCGGGACAGACGUGGCUAAAGAGGCGUCCGACAUCAUCUUGACUGAUGACAACUUCAGCAGCAUUGUCAAGGCCGUGAUGUGGGGACGAAAUGUCUACGAUAGCAUCUCCAAGUUCCUGCAGUUCCAGCUCACGGUCAACAUAGUGGCUGUCAUCGUGGCCUUCACCGGGGCGUGCAUCACUCAGGAUUCUCCUCUGAAGGCGGUGCAGAUGCUUUGGGUGAAUUUGAUCAUGGACACGUUUGCCUCGCUCGCUUUGGCAACCGAGCCCCCGACUGAAGCCCUGUUGCUACGAAAACCCUACGGUCGAAACAACCCGCUCAUCUCUCUCACCAUGAUGAAGAACAUCCUCGGCCACGGAGUCUACCAACUGGUCAUCAUCUUCACUCUGCUGUUUAUAGGCGAGCGCAUGUUUAACAUCGACAGCGGUCGCAACGCACCGCUCCACUCCCCGCCCUCCGAGCACUACACAAUCAUCUUCAACACCUUCGUCCUCAUGCAGCUUUUCAACGAGAUCAACGCUCGCAAGAUCCACGGAGAGAGAAAUGUCUUUGACGGCAUAUUCGGCAACCCCAUCUUCUGCUCCAUUGUUUUGGGGACCUUUGCAGUGCAGAUUGUGAUCGUGCAGUGGGGAGGGAAGCCCUUCAGCUGCGCCCCUCUCAAUGUGGAGCAGUGGCUCUGGUGUCUGUUUGUGGGUGUUGGAGAGCUGCUGUGGGGGCAGGUGAUUGCCACUGUGCCAACAGAGCGGCUGCCAUGUCUGAAAGAGGCUGGGCUUGGCCUGGAGCCUGGGGAGGAGGAAGGAGAGGAGCUAGCGGAGGAUGAGGAGGAGAUUGACUGUGCUGAGCGAGAGCUGCGUCGCGGACAGAUCCUGUGGUUCAGAGGCCUCAACCGUAUCCAGACUCAGAUGGAGGUAGUGAGCACAUUCAAGCGAAGCGGUUCGUUUCAGGGAGCGGUGAGACGGCGCUCCUCCGUGCUCAGUCAGCUCCACGACGUAAACACUAUCUCUACCCCCUCUCACGUAGCUCUCUCCACCGCAACAGCCAAUACCAGCCCAGCCCCUGGGAGUGAGUUCGCCGAAAGCAUGCACACACAUCUCCCACACACACGUACUUGCACACACUCAUCCACAGACACAAACACAUGUAAACACACUGCUGCACGGCACGUGGACUGCGGUAUUUUUACUCUCUCUGGUUGUGUCCCCUCCGGCUCGCCCGCUGCUCGUGUGUGUGCAAUGUCUCCUCUUGUUUUUUGGUUUUUCCUUCUUACUCUCCCGUUGGAACAGCACCCAGUCCCGACCGGCUGUGUGGUUCUGGUCUGAUCUGGACUGGUCCAAUCCCAGUGUGGCUCUCAGGCCAGAGUUUGUUUUGUCGUUGAGUGUUGGUUCGUGCAGGAGGCGGCUGACCGCUCGCUCUCUGUCUCUCUCUCUGUAUGAGGCGUCCCGUGACACAAUCUUCAAACACAGAUUGGGACUGAUCAUUGAUAAAAAGAAGACGAUUGAUUUUCAGAUGUCACCGGCGUCCUGAAGUUCAGGGAGUGAGCAGCAGCUCCUCCUGCACCACCUAUUCUUCUGUUUGCAUAUGAGGUCAAGCGUAGUUCUUUUGGUUUUGUUUACUCCUAACAUCUCUAACAAGUGGUGUCAUUUCCUUACUCUUAAAACAUAAAUAAAUAAGACAAUAUACUGUAAUAAUCAUGUGAUGACAUUUUAAUAAUGGUACAUUAUAUCUCACUGCAUUCAAUUCAUAUUCAUCACCAAAUGGCUUCCAUAAGGCUUGUGUUAAGCUGUAAACCUUCGAGUAUAAAAGCCCAUGCCUCGCUGCUGUUUCUAAGAGUAAACGCAAGGAGCACUUCCCUCUUCCUCUCUCACUCUUGCUUCCUCUCUCCUUCCUCUGCUGCUGUCUUUUGUUUGGUUCUGCAAUGUUGUCAACUGGUUAAUUAUGUAACAGUAUUUCCAGCUCUGACGUCACACGUUUGGGUCCCCCGCGCCCCCCAAGCCCUGCCCCGACGUCUUCAGAAAGUCCCGACUUCUUCCUCUCUGUCCCAACCUUGUUUUUUGUUUUUUUGUUUUUCUUUUUCAUGCUCCCUCUCUUUCUCACCAUCACAGCUCUCUUCUUCUGUGUUCUCUAUCCAUGAAACGAUACAGGUUCCCCGUUUGCGGAAAAGCACUCCUCGAAAUGUCUUCUGACUGUUCUUCAUACGUAGAGCUGUUCUGUUGUAGAGCUAUUUAGAUUGUAACAGAUCUAAAUGCAGGCUCUUAUGUGUAGCAUACUGAUAAGAUUUAUUUAGUCCACUUUCCUUCCUUUUCCCAUCCUGUUUUCCCCCGUUUUUUUGGAUCUCACCUCAUCCUUUUUGUCAUCCUCCCUUGUUCUUAAUAAUAUAGCUACCACACCUCAUCUUUUUUUUUUCUCUUAAUUUAUUUAUUUAUUUUUUUGAAUGUCAGUUCUGCGUGCGUCUGUUUGGAAGCCUGCAAAGAUGUGCGUGCAUAUGCAGACAUGUCGGCAAGCCGCAGCUUGACCCUUAGUGCAGUUACCUUAAUAGUGCUUGUAUGCCUGUGAAUAAGUGUGUGCAUGCAUGUGUGCUGUCUCUUCAUUUGGUUGUCUUCAUCUGCCUUCUCAGUUGCUUAUCUUUACCUUCCUUGCUCCUCUCCGUCACAUCCCCUUCCCUCUCCACCUCAUUCUACCCCACGCUGACCCUCCGCCACCCAUACCCCUCCUCCCUUCAUCACCUGCGGUGGUAGAAAUAGAAAGGCCCGGGUCGAUUGUUGUCAUCCUGCACAGUCAUGAGGACACACCUGGGCUUCAUGUUUAGAUUAAACAUCCUUCACUUCAGCUCUUUGUAAUAUCAUAAACAGUAAAUGUGUUCAGAUCUGCAAAAAUUGGCUGCCAAAUGACAGAAAAUACAAUAAACGCUGAAGUAGGGAUGUUCAGUCAAAGUGUGGAGCUUAGCCUCAGGUCGGGCCUCAUUGCCAGCUCAUUGCUUGCUGUUUUAAUUCUUUGAGUGUAUUUUUAAAAGGCUUGGUUCUGAUUGUUUUACUCAGUUCUGGACUGCGACGUAGUUUGCAGCCUCCGUCUUGUGGUUCAGUUCCAGACUCAAACAAACAAGGAGGGAAACGCAAAGGAGCAAGCACUAAGUUUGUGCGUGUACGUUUUACAUGACGCAGGUUUACUUCUCUCUGAAUCAUGUUGCCAAGCAGCCUGCUGGGCGAGUAAAACACAGAUUGUUUUUAGUGGUUUGAACUCUCAGAAAGGGAGGCUAGCUGGAGCUGUAUGUAUGUUUAUCACUCUCGAUUAUCUUUAAAAGACAUCUUCAGUUGAAAUUGUGAUCAUUUGCUACGAUCAACAAAUCCCUUUUCAAAGAGCGGGGGCAGAGGGGAAAGGAGUUCCUGCUGGUGACGAGCGUCAUGCUGCUCUUGUUUUAUUCACUUAUAGGUGCUGGAUAGAAAACUCUUAUCCGAAUGGCGAAUCUGCAGCCAUGCGGCAGCUCUGAGAGCUUUCUGAUUCAUGCUUAAUGCUCAAGUCAGCAUGCAAACACGCUUACAGCGCCUGGAGGCUCACGUUUACAGCUAAAGCUGUUUGUCAAGUGCUGCUUUAAUUAACACUGCCAAUAAAAAUUCCUGCUGAAAAUCAGAGAAACGGCAUUUGUCAUGAAAGUAUUUGAUCCUGUUUUAAAGGGUUUUCACCAAAUAUUGGAUCUUACAGUUAUUUAGGUUAUUUUAAUCAGCCAAUCACAUGGCAACAGCUCAAUGCAUGUAAGCGUCUUAAUGUAGUUAAGCAUCAGAAUAUUUUGAAUACAAGAAAAGUUUCUAUGUGAUAGUUUCAUCCUUUGUGACCCAGAUCUGUAUGGAGAAGUAGGAAGCAGAGCAUUGGUAUCCUAUGACAAAACCACAUCGAGCCUAUGGGUUAGUCAGAAAGAGACUGCUUUCACAUGAACUGAACUGCUGUAUCCUCAUUUGUAAGUAGCUUUGGAUAAAGGUGUCUCGCAAAUGCAUACACAUGUGGAUAACACCUGGGUCAAAAUCCAAGCCAAAGAAAUGGAAACCUGGACUGAACUUAGAGGAGAAUAAUUCAGGUUUACGAUGGAGGAUGUCAGAGACAACCAGCUACUAUCUGUCUGAUGAACAUCAAGAAGGAUGGAAGCCUCAUCACCGACAGGUUUAUAGAAAACCCGCGCACACAGAUCAGUACCGACUUUUUGAAUGUUGCCUCCCUCUGACAGAGUAGCUGUCAGUCAUCAGAACUACAUGCUGCAUCGACCUGAACAGGACAAAAAGAACAAGACAUAAACAUAGACAGAGUUUAUGGUUAAUUGUAGAUCUAAAAAUUUACAAUUUAUUGAAAUAAAUUUUGUUGCAAGGCUCCAGUAAUAAUAAAAUAAGUAAUAAUCGAAGCAUCAAUUUAAGUAUAUGCAAUAAAAGAUUAAGUUAGUAGAAGUUUAGUAGUCUUACAACAUGAGGGAUGAAGCUGUUGUGGAAUCUGCUUGUUCUGCAUUUGAAGCUGCUGAACCUUUACCCAGUAGGAAGAACACAAACAAAUGAAGAAAGUACUUCCGGCCCUCUGUUUACCCAAACAGGUCUGAUCUGGUAACCAGGGUCUCGGUACUGGUUCAGUCCAAAGAUAAAACACCCAAAUCUGUCAGCUCAGCAGUGUGGUGUAUGGAGUCUAAUGUUCAGGAUUGUUCAGAACUCCACACUGGAGAAACUAAACAGCAGCUACACAAAUGGAUUGUCCAACACUGAAGAGUGAACUCAUUGGCUCAGAAAUCACCAGUGCAGGUACAUCUCAGGGUCAAGGGUCACUGUGCUUAAGAUGGCAAUGCAAACAUUUUGGACAUGGAACACAGGCAGUUUGACGGACGUGUUGAGGAUUUGAACAUUGAACAAAAAAGAAUAAAUACUAAAC